Pygocentrus nattereri (red-bellied piranha) is the source of this 5308-nucleotide messenger RNA. It is a transcript of the gene rasgrf2a, whose product is annotated as Ras protein-specific guanine nucleotide-releasing factor 2a. Gene Ontology annotation, biological process: positive regulation of GTPase activity; Ras protein signal transduction. The record is from RefSeq and is a predicted model, not a curated record. The transcript has 28 exons. Gene Ontology annotation, cellular component: plasma membrane. The coding region runs from base 385 to 4215 and encodes 1276 amino acids. Lineage: Eukaryota; Metazoa; Chordata; Actinopteri; Characiformes; Serrasalmidae. Gene Ontology annotation, molecular function: guanyl-nucleotide exchange factor activity; protein binding.
CAGAGCUGUCUCUUUAAGUUGGUAUCAAAGCCGAUUACCGCUGAUCUCGGUCGUGAUUCUGUUUUUACCGUCUGUUCACUGCAUCUGUUUUUGUUUUACGAUGCUUUCCGAAAUAAAAAAGCCCGUAAAUGUGGCUGAAAUUGUUUUAAUUUUGUGGACUUAUCCGGGCUCGCCGUUGUAAAAGCUGUAAGGGGCUGAUUUGGUGUUUUAACGGUCCAUUUCGGACGGGUAACGUUGUCUGCGUGUGGGCAACUUUCCCCAGCGUUUUCGACAGUCUCUGGGUGAUCUUUUUCACCUCGCUUUUUCCCGUUUAAAGUAGGCUAUCUCGACCACCGCUGAGGACCAUGGGCUCGUGUGACGGGGCGUGAGAGACCGAGCUGGAAAAUGCAGAAAAGUGUGCGGUACAAUGAGGGGCACGCACUCUAUCUGUCCGUGAUCGCGCGCAAAGAGGGAGUAAAACGCGGCUACCUGAGCAAGAAGACGGCUGAGAACAGCCGCUGGAAUGAGAAGUACUUCGCUCUCUACCAGAAUGUCCUGUUCUACUUCGAGAACGAGCAGAGCGCCAGACCGACGGGGAUUUAUCUGCUGGAGGGCUGCACCUGCGAGCGGGUCCCCGCGCCGAAAGUGUCCGCCGUGGGGAGAGACAGCUCGGAUAAGCAGCAGCACUAUUUCCUGGUCAUCUUCGGCCAUGAUGGACAGAAACCUUUGGAGCUGCGAGCCGAAGAGGAUGCAGACUGCAGUGAGUGGGUGGAAGCUAUUCAGCAGGCCAGCUAUUCUGAUCUCAUUAUUGAGCGAGAGGUGCUCAUGCAGAAGUACAUCCACCUGGUGCAGAUCUUGGAAACGGAGAAGGUGGCAGCCAAUCAGCUCCGCACGCAGCUGGAAGACCAGGACACAGAGAUUGAGAGACUCAAGGCUGAGAUUAUUGUCCUAAAUAAAACAAAGGAGAAAAUGCUACCUUAUCAGUCUAAUCAAGAAGAGGAAGACCCUGACAUAAAGAAAAUCAAAAAGGUGCAAAGUUUCAUGCGUGGCUGGCUUUGUCGGAGAAAGUGGAAGCUCAUCGUACAGGACUACAUCUGCUCCCCCCACGCUGAAAGCAUGAGAAAGAGGAAUCAAAUUGUCUUCAACAUGGUGGAAGCCGAGACUGAAUAUGUGCUCCAACUGUCCAUUCUGGUCAACUGCUUCCUGCGACCGCUCAGGAUGGCCGCAAGUUCCAAGAAACCUCCCAUUAGUCACGAUGAUGUCAGCAGCAUUUUCCUCAAUAGUGAGACUAUAAUGUUCCUUCAUGAGAUCUUUCACCAAGGCCUAAAAGCAAGAAUCGCCAACUGGCCAACAUUAGUUUUAGCUGAUCUCUUUGAUAUCUUGCUGCCGAUGCUGAACAUCUACCAGGAGUUUGUGCGGAACCACCAGUACAGCCUGCAGGUUCUGGCUAACUGUAAGCAGAACCGGGACUUUGAUAAGCUGCUGAAGCAGUAUGAGUCCAAUGCUGCUUGCGAAGGCAGAAUGCUGGAGACAUUCCUGACCUACCCCAUGUUUCAGAUCCCACGAUACAUUAUUACACUCCAUGAGCUGCUCGCCCAUACGCCUCAUGAACAUGUAGAACGCAAGAGUCUGGAAUUUGCCAAGUCAAAACUGGAGGAACUUUCCAAAAUGAUGCAUGAUGAAGUGAGCGACACUGAAAACAUCCGCAAGAAUCUUGCCAUUGAGCGCAUGAUAGUGGAGGGCUGUGACAUCCUCCUGGAUACCAGCCAGACCUUCGUACGGCAGGGCUCUCUGAUCCAGCUGCCCUCUGCAGAGAAGGGCAAGCUCAGCAAGGUGCGCUUGGGUUCGCUGUCUCUGCGGAAAGAGGGUGAGCGUCAGUGUUUCCUCUUCACCAAGCACCUCCUCAUCUGCACACGCACAUCUGGUGGCAAGCUGCAUCUACUCAAACAAGGAGGCACACUGUCUCUGAUAGAAUGCACUCUCAUUGAAGAGCUAGAUGCAAAUGAUGAGGAUUAUAAUGCUGCAGGUCAAGGUUUUAGUCAUCUGGAGUUUAAGGUGGUGGUUGAGCCAGUAGAUGGUCCCUCCUUUGCUGUGGUCCUGCUGGCUCCAUCUCGCCAGGAGAAGGCUGCGUGGACCAGUGAUAUAAGCCAGUGCAUCGACAAUAUCCGCUGCAAUGGCCUGAUGACCAGUGUAUUUGAAGAGAACUCCAAAGUCACUGUGCCUCACAUGCUCAAGUCUGACAUACGUCUCCACAAAGACGAUGUGGAUAUUUGCUUCAGCAAGACGCUCAACUCUUGCAAGGUGCCACAGAUCCGCUACGCCAGCGUGGAGCGUCUUCUGGAGAGGCUGACCGACCUGCGCUUCCUCUCCAUUGACUUCCUCAACACCUUCCUGCAUACCUACCGCAUCUUCACAACUGCUGCUGUGGUUAUGGACAAGCUGGCUGAUAUCUACAAGAAGCCUUUCACCUCCAUUCCUGUCAGGAUUCAGUACCACUCAUCUGAUCGUUUGUCCAUCUCCUCCAUCUGUCCCGACUACAGCCUGAAGAUCACAAGGCUUGCCCUGGACCAGUCGAAGUCUCUUGAGCUCUUUUUUGCCACUAACCAGGGCCCCUGGGGCAGCGAGCACCUGAACAACAAGUCCCCCCGACUAUCACGCAAGUUCUCCUCACCCCCUCCUCUUUCCAUCCCCUCCCGCACCUCCUCACCCGUGCACUCCCGCAAGCUCUCGCUCAGCUCCCCCGUGGGAGGGGGAAAGGCCGGAGCUUUGGACUUAUCGGCUGCCUCCUCACCCUCUGCAGCCAGCAGUCCAACCUCCACCUAUAACCCAGUAAUCUCCUCCCCUCCACCCACAUGCACAAAGGCCCCCCUAGACUUGAGUCGGGGCCCAAGCUCACCUGAGUUGGUCCCCACUACACCGGAGGAGGGGGGCGAACUGCCACGCAUUGACGCCUUCUGCGGCAAGCUAAGGAGGAGCAUUCGUCGGGCUGUCUUAGAGUCUGUGUCAUUGGAUAAGUUCAUCCCAGAAACACCCACUUCUGUUGAGGUGGGUGACAUGUCCCCAUGCCGCUCGCCAUCCACUCCCCGGCACCUUCGCUACAGACAGGCAGGGGGUCAGUCCACUGAGAAUUCACGCUGCACCAUGUCCCCUGCCUCUGCCUUUGCCAUUGCCACAGCCGCAGCUGGACACAGCGGCCCGCAAGGUUUCGCCAACCUGGAGAAAUCAUACGACAAAGAGUUCCUCAUUCGCAGGGCUGCCACAAAUAGGGUUCUCAAUGUUCUGCGCCACUGGGUUUCAAAGCACUCACAGGACUUUGAUAUGAAUGGUGAGCUGAAGACUGGGGUGAUCACUCUGCUGGAGGAGGUGCUCAGAGAUCCUGACCUGCUGCCUCAGGAGAGGAAAGCCACAGCCAACAUUCUAAGUGCCCUUUCUCAAGAAGAACAAGAUGACUCCCAGCUUAAAAUCGAAGAUAUUCUCCAAAUGGCUGAAUACCCAAAAACAGAGUGUUUUGAGACCCUCUCUGCCAUGGAGCUUGCUGAGCAGAUCACCUUGCUUGAUCACAUCGUAUUCAGAAGUAUUCCUUAUGAGGAGUUUCUUGGUCAAGGUUGGAUGAAAGUGGACAAAAAUGAGAAAACUCCAUACAUCAUGAAGACCAGCCAGCACUUCAAUGAUAUGAGUAACCUGGUAGCUUCUCAGAUCAUGAUCCACACGGAUGUGAGCUCCAGGGCCAGCUCGAUUGAGAAAUGGCUGGCAGUGGCCGAUAUCUGUCGCUGCCUCAACAAUUACAAUGGGGUGCUGGAGAUUACCUCUGCUCUCAAUCGCAGUGCCAUCUACAGACUAAAAAAGACCUGGGCUAAGGUCUGCAAGCAGACAAAAGCUCUUAUGGACAGACUGCAGAAGAUAGUAUCAUCUGAAGGGAGAUUUAAAAACUUGAGGGAAACCCUAAAAAAUUGCAAUCCACCAUGUGUACCCUAUCUGGGAAUGUACUUAACAGACUUGGCAUUUAUUGAGGAGGGUACACCCAACUUCACAGAGGAAGGGCUUGUUAAUUUCUCUAAAAUGAGAAUGAUUUCUCACAUCAUAAGAGAGAUACGGCAGUUCCAGCAGGCUCCCUACAGGAUAGAGCACCAACCCAAGGUGACACAGUUCCUGCUGGACAAAACCUUUGUUAUGGAUGAGGACACUCUGUACGAAUUGUCUCUUAAGAUCGAACCAAGACUUCCUCCUGCCAACUGACAGCUGACACAUUGUAGAGCUUAUUGUCUGCAUAGAAUUGUCCCCAGUUUGCCAGAACCAAUUAUUUAUUUAAGUGUGGGCUUUGAAUAAGGUACUAGUACACAGCCACCAGAACCAUGUGGGCAGGUGGACAUUUGACCACCACUUUUCAAAGUACUGGGGCGACGACUUUGAUUGAGUUCAGGACACUUACAUCAAAAAGAACCUAAACUACAUGGAGCGCUGGCUGACACAAACAGAGAGUCAAACCCAUUUGCAGAAACAGUCAAAACCUCUGUUUCAGCUCAGAGGUAGGACAUUUCCUUAACAGUAAAUCCUUCAAGAGUUCAUGUUCAGUGAGAGGAGCUGCAGCUCACUGAUCUGGUAAAAAAACAUUUUACUGCAAAAAUACAAAUUAAUGCACUGGGUCACAGUUUAUGUUACUAUGCGAUGUGAAUUUAUGAAAUGUCCAUUUUAAUAUUUAUUACUGCUGCUUUGCUGUACAAAGGCUUUCACACCUACCUUGUUGAAUGUGGACCUAUCGAACAUUGUCUUUAAUUCAGUUUGACGUGUGAACACUCCACCCUUAUUCAGGGCCGUACCAAAGAACUGAACUAUGGACUGGUGACCCUUGUUUGAGUUCACUGCAUCCUGCGUUACAAUGGUUACAAUGGUCCAUACCAAACUAAUUCCACAUCAGAAUGUGCUAUUCACAGUGCACAUCAGUGCUGUACUGUCCAUAUAAUUUGCCUUUUCAACAUUUUACUCUUUACAGACUGUCAUAUAGUUCAUGCAGGAUGAACUGCUGUUAAUAAGGGUAGACAGGCAAUAAAAUAAUAACAACAAUAUGCUUUAAAUGUAGGCGUUGCAGAAGAUUUUUGGCCAAGCAUCAGCAACCUGAUUUGUUACAUUCAAAUUGGUAAACCUAUCAUAAAGAAGCAGAAAUCAAGUAUUGUUAUUCCUUUGUUUUGUUAUACACAAAAACAUUAAGCAUCUCUUUUUUUAUUUUUUCUGUUUCUAUUUUUAUAUGUUCUUGUUAGAUAACAUUAGAGUAACAGUGUAUUUGUGUCUCUGCAAAAUUCUUGACCAAUAAAGAAACAUCCCCCAUGUGUAA